Messenger RNA from Malurus melanocephalus (red-backed fairy wren), 1156 nucleotides. Its product is annotated as potassium voltage-gated channel subfamily B member 1-like. Gene Ontology annotation, biological process: protein homooligomerization; potassium ion transmembrane transport. NCBI's taxonomy places the organism in Eukaryota, Metazoa, Chordata, Aves, Passeriformes, Maluridae. The record is from RefSeq and is a predicted model, not a curated record. Bases 545 to 1156 code for a protein of 203 amino acids. The transcript has 2 exons. Gene Ontology annotation, molecular function: protein binding; delayed rectifier potassium channel activity. Gene Ontology annotation, cellular component: voltage-gated potassium channel complex.
CCGGCCCCAGCCCCGACCCUUCCGCCCGCCCCGCGCCGGGACAGCCGCGCACGGCCCCGCCGGAGCCUCGGGCUGCACUUGUUGAUCCGCGAUCCCCGGCGGCGGCGGAGGGAGGAAACCGAAGCUUUCCUUUGUGUGAUCCCGGAGACGGGGCUGGGAGGCGGGCGCAGCCGCGGCGCUGGCUGUGGGUAGGAGCGGGGAGCCGCAGCCGAGGGAAGGCCUGGGAAAUCUUCCUGCCGAAGGAUCCGAUUUACCUCGUUUCCCUUCCCCUCCCCCUGGGCUCCGCGGACAGCCGGCAGCGCCGUCGCCAUCCCUGCGCCCUGAGGCUGCCCGGGGGGGAUGCGAGCGGGGCCGCCCCUGCCGCCCGCCCCGCCGCAGGAUGUAGCCGCCCUCGGCCCCGCACGCCCCGCACACCCCGCACCGCCUCGCCGGGAGCCCGCGGCAGGAGCUCCGCGGCAUGGAGGGGACGGAGAGGUGAGCAGAGCCGGCCCCGCGCCCUGCCCCGCGCCGCUCCUGGCAGCGCCCAGCCCGAGGGGGACCAGCGAUGCCUCUGGGGAUGAAUAAGCAUGGAUCUCGCUCUWCUACCUCUCUGCCUCCGGACCCCACCGAGAUCGUCAGGAGCAAGGCCUGCUCCCGGAGGGUCAAGCUCAACGUGGGGGGGUUGGCGCACGAGGUUCUCUGGCGGACCUUGGACAGGUUGCCGCGGACCAGGCUGGGCAAGCUCAGAGACUGCAACACGCACGACUCGCUCAUGGAGAUCUGCGAUGACUACAACCUGGAGGAGAACGAGUACUUCUUCGACAGGCAUCCCGGGGCAUUCACCUCGAUCUUGAACUUCUAUCGCACGGGCAAGCUGCACAUGAUGGAGGAGAUGUGCGCCUUGUCCUUCAGCCAGGAGCUGGACUACUGGGGCGUGGAUGAGAUCUACCUGGAGUCCUGCUGCCAGGCCCGCUACCACCAGAAGAAAGAGCAAAUGAAUGAGGAGCUCAAGAGAGAAGCAGAGACCCUGAGGGAAAGGGAAGGGGAGGAAUUCGAUAACACUUGCUGUGCUGAGAAAAGGAAAAAGCUCUGGGACCUCUUGGAGAAGCCCAACUCUUCCGUAGCGGCCAAGGUAAGAGCUCCACAUCUCUAUUGCCCGCUGGCUGGUGACUGGUGA